Molecule: messenger RNA, 2241 nt
Organism: Exophiala aquamarina CBS 119918
Lineage: Eukaryota; Fungi; Ascomycota; Eurotiomycetes; Chaetothyriales; Herpotrichiellaceae
Exons: 3
Coding region: 1-2241 (746 amino acids)
Biological process (GO): DNA-templated transcription; positive regulation of transcription from RNA polymerase II promoter by galactose
Cellular component (GO): nucleus
Molecular function (GO): zinc ion binding; RNA polymerase II cis-regulatory region sequence-specific DNA binding; DNA-binding transcription factor activity, RNA polymerase II-specific
Source: RefSeq, a predicted model, not a curated record
AUGAAGGCGCUCAACAACAGCAACCAACUGCGUGGUGUUGAAGCCCUCACUCGAGCUUCCAGAAACGCUGAGAAGGCUCUGAACACAGCCGCCGAAGUUGCGGGAAAGAAACACUCGAGCCAACUCACAACUGCACAGCCAAAUAAUCGCAUUGGACUGCUUCCCAACUCCGAAACGUCCGUAGGAAUUACGACUAGACAUGCCGAUGGACUAGAAAUCGAUUAUCUCGCACAUUCUCAUGGAACCUCGGCAAGCAAUCCUAAGUCAGAUCAGGAUCCAGAGACGAGCCCCAGGGGAUUCGGUGAGGUCAAUAACCGCACUCAAGGCAAAGAAUUCUACGGCCCUGCAGCGACCCUGGCAUUCCUACUAGAGUUACGACGGUGCGCGCGAACCUAUCAACAGCAGCAGAGGCCGCACUCCAGCGAGGUAAUGCUCUCCAUGAAUGAAACGACAGCUGAUCCUGCCUCGUCCAUUGUAAAUUUUCUCCAUGGGGAUGACGAAAUAUUGGCUGGUGACAUCGACCCUAUCCGAGAAGACAACCUACACGCAAUUGGCACGGGUACCAGCAAUAGCACGGUAUCAACUCCGGUGGUAGUCGAUCUUCCAUCGAACCACGAGGUCGAGAAAGAAUGCAUCAGGUUGUAUUUCGCCAAUUUGCAUUUGAUCUACUUUUUCCUUGACCGAGCAUCCUUCGAAAAGCGCUGCCAGACAGAAAUGUGGGCACCCGCGGCUGCUACUUUCAGCUCGGGGGACUUCAAAUCGCGCCGCCGACGACGAUCCAGAUUCCCUGCUUUGUACAACGCCGUGGUGGCAGUUGGCGCCCUGACUGCAGAAGAUGAUACCUUGGUGAAUCAGUGCCAAGGAGAAGUGCAGGCAUUUUUGAAAAAUUCUGUUCAUCAAGACUCUCAAUCCUUGGGAUAUCAACCACUUGCACUCGCUUCGAUCUAUUUCGCGAAAGCUAAGGUGCUCCUUGGAGACAUGUUCGAGUCAUGCUGCUUGGAGGGCCAGCAAACAUUGUUUCUGAUGUCUAUAUUCUGCCAAUACGCACUCCGGCCUCACGGCUGCUACAUGUACAGUGGAAUGUCUGCGAGAACAGCGUUAGCCAUCGGCAGCGCCAACGAACCAGACUUGAGGAAGAACCCUUUAGAAGCUGUUCGGACGUGGUGGUGCAUGUAUUAUCACGAAGUUGAGGUGUGCUGCUCAUUAGGGAGAGAGACGUUUCUGAGAGAACCGUCUUAUUACCCCGUUUUCAUGGCCAAAUUCGGUGAAAGAAUGCCACGAGAUUUCGGGCGGGAUGACGACUAUGUCCUAUUCUUCGCAAGGUCCAUGACUGAGCUCGCACAGAUCCUAAAGCGCACUUCAGAAGACAUCUACCAUGAUCCGACAUCCAAGCCAAUUGACCAGAAAUCUCAGAGUGCGCUGGCGCUGGAUCAAAUGCUGCUCGUGUGGAAACGGCAACUAGCGCCCAUAUUUGAUUUAGAGAGUACUUCGUUGACCGAAAAAGAGCCCAUCACCAAGAGGAAGGUGGUUUUGAAACUCCGCUUCUACAGCGCCAGGAUCUUGAUCCACCGCACAUUCCUGAUCACUGCAGCGUAUUCCAAGACCUCUAGCGCUCUCUCUACAAACGUCGACAUCUGCCUCGCAGCUGCCCGAGAGACCAUCCACUUACUGUACGACACGUUCAUGAACCGACCCUUUUUCCGAACGUGGUGGUAUAACACCACGUAUGCGUUCAAUGCCAUUACCAUCAUCCUUUACGUACUGGUCUCACCUUUGCAACCAGAAAAUAGCGAAGACCUGCUGAGUGACGUCGAGAAAACAUUGAACAUCUUCCGCGCCAUGUCUGGAGUGGCUGUCGCCCGUCGCUGCGCAGAGCUUACCGAGGAGAUUUUCGAAAUUGCAAAGAUGUCGAUCCAGGGUCAGAGGCACGGUCGACAGCAGCGUCAACACAAUACCGUAGCAGGCGCCAGUCGUAGGGGAGAAUUGGAACUGCUUGACGGAUUCGGUGCUGCGCUCCAUCCUUCGGAGGCCCAGGUGCUAAAGGAUGGGAACGUCAGCGUUGCGGAGACCGCCAUGAACAACAAUGAGCAGCCAAGCUUUGACGUGAUGAACGACGCCUUUUUCACCAACAUCAUGGAUGUGAAUUUCCUGGACAACUUUGAUGCCAAUCUCUCGGCCAUGAACUUCAAUGGAUCGCCAUUUGAAACGAUGGAUCUGGAUUGGAAUCCGGGACUGAAAUGA